AGAAAGACAGAUCUUGCAUAUACACCCACUGCACUGUUGACGGUGUAUAAACUCAGAAGGGUAUUCUGCACUCAUCGAGGAUUGUCUUCGAAACACUAGUAGAUUCCCCGAGGAGUUCCGGAUGCUAACCAGGGCACUCUGGUUAUCAGAACCUGCACCAAUCAACCAAACUAUGGCGGCGGUAACAAGUGACGGGAAUGUAAAUGUUUUUAACAUCGAAGCAAUGCCACCUCCUGCUUCGCAGAAAAAAAUUGGUCAGUUACCAGAUGACGUCAUCAAACAGUAUUUCGUAAACGGAUACGUGAUUGUAGAAAACUUUUUCAAACCGGAAGAACUGGAUCCUUGUAAAACAGCAAUAAAUGAGCAGUUGGAUUCACUGGCAGAACAGUUAUUGGCGAAAGGGAAGAUAAAGGAACUCUACAAGGAAUAUGGAUUCUACGAGAGGCUUUCCAUGAUCGAGCGUGACUUCCCAGGGACUAAUAUUGUGCUGCAUAAAUUGGGAAAACUCCCGCAGGCUUUCAAAGACUUAUGGACCAAUGAACGCCUCCUAAACGUCGUUGAACAACUAAUCGGCCCAGACAUUGCUGGGCACCCGGUAUGGAAUCUGAGAACAAAGACACCCCAAAACGAGGCUACUACUGUGCCAUGGCACCAAGAUUCCGCCUACCUGGACAACGACUCCUACAAAGUGUUACAGCCGACAGCCUGGAUACCACUGAUAGACGCUACCGAGCAAAACGGAUGUAUGCAGGUGGCGCACCGUGGUCAUAAAACCGGCAAAGUUGCUACACACCAAUGUUGCUAUGGAGGCACGUGGUACGUAAUGCUAGAAGAGGAGGAAAUGGCCAAAUCUUUAGAUGUGAACUUAGAGACGGAUAUCAAGACGUGUCCGAUUCCGUAUGGUGGUAUGCUGCUUCUGAACAACAUGAUACCACACAGGAGUCUGCCAAACAUAUCAAAACAAAUUCGUUGGAGUUUGGACUUACGUUGGCAGAAGCCGUCACUUCCUUUUGGAUUUUACAACAUGAAAGCUGGUGUUCUGAUGAGGACGUCAAAUGAUCCUAACUACAAAAUUGACUGGGAUGCAUUCGAGGGUGUCGAUCGCCACGACAAACAGAGAGAAUCUGUAAAGGAUAUUCUUGAGCCCUCGACUGAUCCUGAUUUUGACACGACAAUACAAGGCCCCUGGAUGAAGAAGUGGGAAAUCGUCCACAUGAACCAGCACACUGCUAAACUAACGGACGGCACCAUGAGCUCCUGGCAUGGCCAUAAAGCAUAAAACACUGCAACAUUAUAUCAGCCGAUUCUGAAUGACCAAUCUAUUCAGGGACUGUUCUACAAAAGAAUGAAUAUUUCCGUAUGUCGGUUUAAUGGAUAAUAAUGCUAACUGAAACAGACAAUGCUUUGUUUCGAUUGUCAUCCUUUGUUUCACAUUGAAACUUAUUCAUCCUUUUUGUAGUAGACAUUAAGAUGGAAACAAAGCGAAUGUUGUUAAAGUUCGAUAAGAAGCCAUGAUACCUGACAAAAAUAACACACGGAGAUAAAGGGACAUUUUAAUCAAGGUUAAAAGAUAAUUGUUACCGAAUCCGAGAUCUUACCUGUAUGCGACAGUUCUUCAUGGAUUAGGUAAAUCCUGAUUCCUUGUGCAAUUAUUCACAAAUGAUCCGAUUGAUGUAUAAAUAUGUUUAUUGUUGAGAUAUUAUGAUGGUUAAGUUUAAAGUUCAAUUAAAAUAUUUAUGAUUGUGU
Messenger RNA from Pecten maximus, 1746 nucleotides. Its product is annotated as phytanoyl-CoA dioxygenase domain-containing protein 1-like. NCBI's taxonomy places the organism in Eukaryota, Metazoa, Mollusca, Bivalvia, Pectinida, Pectinidae. The transcript is spliced from 9 exons. The record is from RefSeq and is a predicted model, not a curated record. Bases 122 to 1279 code for a protein of 385 amino acids.